This is a messenger RNA of Lolium perenne, 1240 nucleotides long. Its product is annotated as probable calcium-binding protein CML14. The record is from RefSeq and is a predicted model, not a curated record. NCBI's taxonomy places the organism in Eukaryota, Viridiplantae, Streptophyta, Magnoliopsida, Poales, Poaceae. Gene Ontology annotation, molecular function: calcium ion binding.
CAUCUCUUGUAUAGUUAGGAUGCACACAGCCCGUCUAAAUACGUUACAACACAUAGCAGAACUAUUAUGAAUGGGAAAACAAAUGGAACGCCAAUAGAAGCUGCAAUCCGACACGGUCUAUACCAUUUACUACAUCCCUAUUCUUGAUGAGUUGGGGCUGCAGGCAACGAAACGAGAUAGGCAAAUGGAAAGAGCUGCGACGCCAGGGCCUCGCCAUCAAAACGAGGCUCCGACGGAAAGAUCUGGUGGCCACGCCACGCAACGCAAACAUGCAGAGCCACCGCCCCGCCCCCGAAGACCACGUCCGAGAAACAAGCCCAAGCGCACGCGCCCAACAAACAACCAUCAGGGGCCACGCGGCGGCGACGGCGACGGCGACGGCGACGACCGCGGCGCGCGCCAGACGCUCGGCAUCCAUGUCCGUUCCCUCCGCCGGUGCCAAGGAGCCCCCUAGCCCGCCCCCGCCCCCGCCCACCGAGGCCGGGCGGACGCGGCUCCGGGACGAGCAGCUGCGGCAGCUCCGCGAGCUCUUCCUCCGCUUCGACCUCGACGGCGACGGAAGCCUCACCAUGCUCGAGAUUGCCGCGCUGCUCCGCUCGCUCGGCCUCCGCCCCGCCGCGGGGGACGAGAUCCACACCCUCAUCGCAUCCAUGGACAUCGACGGCAACGGAACCGUCGAGUUCGAGGAGCUCACCUCCUCCCUCUCGCAGCUGCUCCUCGGGCCCUGCCGCCCCUCCGUCGCCGUCGACCACGAGCAGCUCGCCGAGGCCUUCCGCGCCUUCGAUCGCGACGGCAACGGGUACAUCUCCGCCGCCGAGCUAGCGCGCUCCAUGGCGCGCAUGGGCCACCCCAUUUGCUACGCCGAGCUCACCGACAUGAUGCGCGAGGCCGACACCGACGGCGACGGCUCCAUCAGCUUCGAGGAAUUCACCGCCAUCAUGGCCAAGUCCGCCGUCGAGUUUCUUGGCCUCGCCGCCUUGUGAAGGGAUUCCGACGCUUACACCUCCGCUUAGAGCCUCGAGGAAUUCUUCUCCGCCUGUAAAUUAGCUCAUUUCCCCUUCUUUUCACCCUUCGGCUUUGCUAUGCACGUAAUUGAAUUGAAUUGGCUGUAUUAUUUAUCUCAUUGUAAAUAUGAUAUACUCUAGUAGUGAACAUUUGAUUUGGAAUUGUCUCUAUCCAGAAAACAUAAUAAAUUUUGCUGACAAAAUAGGAAUAUGAAUUGCUCGAUCGCGUUGAUCCA